This is a messenger RNA of Drosophila takahashii, 1694 nucleotides long. Its product is annotated as cytochrome P450 9b2. Gene Ontology annotation, molecular function: oxidoreductase activity, acting on paired donors, with incorporation or reduction of molecular oxygen; monooxygenase activity; heme binding. The record is from RefSeq and is a predicted model, not a curated record. Lineage: Eukaryota; Metazoa; Arthropoda; Insecta; Diptera; Drosophilidae.
GCGCAAUUGCGAAACUCAGUUUGGAAUAAAUUGUACAAGUGGUUAAACGUUAAUUGCCUAGCAAUGGCUCUCCUAGAAAUUGGUCUGGGCCUCCUGGCCAUCGCUUUUCUACUCUACAAAUGGGGCACGGCUACCUUCAAAACCUUCGAGGAGCGGAAACUGUACUUUGAGAAACCCUACCCGUUCGUCGGCAAUAUGGGUGCAUCGUUCAUGCAGAGAGCUUGCUUUCAAAAGCAGCUAUCCGAGUUCUACGAUCGCACUCGUCAGCACAAAAUUGUGGGCUUUUUCAAUUUGCGCACACCCAUGAUCACGCUGAAUGAUCCGGAGCUGAUCAAAAAGGUUUGCGUCAAGGACUUUGACCACUUCCCCAACCACCAGCUCUUCAUCAGCACCAACGAGCGUCUGAUAAAUGACAUGCUCAGUACGAUGAGGGACCAGCGAUGGAAGCACAUGAGGAACACUCUGACUCCAGUCUUCACGGCGGCCAAGAUGCGCAACAUGUUCACCCUGAUGAACGAAAGUUUCGCGGAAUGCCUGCAGCACCUGGACACCUCGGGAUCUUCCCCCAGUAAAAAGGGUUUCGAGGUGGACAUGAAGGUGCUGUGCAACAAGCUCUCCAACGACAUUAUCGCCACCACUGCGUUUGGGCUCAAGGUCAAUUCGUAUGAAACCCCGGAAAAUGAAUUCUACGAGAUCGGGCAGUCACUGGUUUUCUCUCGCGGAGCCCAGUUCUUUAAGUUUAUGUUGGCUUCAUUGGUUCCAAAGCUUUUCAACGCUUUUGGAAUGUCAGUCUUUGACUCCAGCAAGGUGGAGUACUUUGUUCGUCUGGUGGUGGAUGCCAUGAGGUACCGAGAGCAGCACAAUGUCUCGCGACCCGACAUGAUCCAGCUGCUAAUGGAGGCCAAGAAGGAGUCCCAGGAUAACUGGACUGACGAUGAGAUCGUGGCCCAGUGCUUCAUUUUCUUUUUCGCCGCCUUUGAAAAUAACUCAAACUUGAUUUGCACCACCACCUACGAGUUGCUGCUCAAUCCCGAAGUCCAGGAGCGUUUGUACGAGGAGGUGAAGGAGGCCCAAGAGGCUCUGAACGGAGCUCCCCUCAACUACGAUGCCGUGCAGAAGAUGACCUACAUGGACAUGGUCAUUUCCGAGUCCCUCCGGAAGUGGACUCUGGCCGCCGCCACGGAUCGUUUCUGCUCAAAGGACUACACACUCACGGAUGAGGAUGGGACCAAAAUUUUCGACUUCAAAGUGGGCGACCGCGUCAACAUUCCCAUCUCUGGGCUGCACUUGGAUGACCGCUACUUCCCAGAACCCAGAAAGUUUGACCCGGAGCGCUUCAGCGAAGAGCGUAAAGGCGACUUGGUGGCCUACACCUAUUUGCCUUUCGGCGUAGGACCUCGAAACUGCAUAGGAAACCGCUAUGCUUUGAUGCAGGUCAAGGGUAUGCUCUACAACCUGAUGUUAAAUUACAAGAUCGAGGCCUCUCCCAGGACCGAGAAGGAUCUGUGGGGUUCGGCUCGAGGUUUUAACUUUACUCCAAGAUCUGGAUUCUGGAUGCACUUGGUUCCGCGAAAAUAGGCUGAUGUGGAUACAGUGCAGACUGCUCAAUUAUUUUAGAAUACACACUUGAUUAAGUUCUUAUGCACACCUGUUGAUAUUGCACAAUAAAAUCUUUAACCAUAAAAAAUAUAAAA